Cygnus olor (mute swan) is the source of this 1456-nucleotide messenger RNA. RefSeq lists its product as uncharacterized. The coding region runs from base 411 to 1118 and encodes 235 amino acids. The record is from RefSeq and is a predicted model, not a curated record. NCBI's taxonomy places the organism in Eukaryota, Metazoa, Chordata, Aves, Anseriformes, Anatidae. The transcript is spliced from 2 exons.
GGCAAAACAGCCUCACUGGUAAUGGGGUGCUCCGGUCCCCAAAGCGUCCUCAACGGGGGCUUGUGCUGCUUCCUUGCAGCAGCACAGAAUUAAAUAAUUCAGAAGCCAUCACCAGGUGGUACAGCCUGAUAUUCAGCCUCUUGCCAAGACCUCUAACGACCAGAGUCACCAUCAGGUACCAAGCAAGGCAUUGCCGCCCACACACAGAGCCCUGGGGACAUUACAGAGACCCUGGGCCUCUCUCCCGGUGGGUGACAGGCCCACAGAGGAGACAGUGGUGGGAGCAGCAGGGUUAGAAGCUUAUUUCUCCAGCUGCCAGGACUCGCGCCACUCAUCCUUAUGCUGCUGCUCAGACCCGGGGAAAGGCCCCGUGACAUCACAGAGCUCUUCAUGACGUCACCGCUGAGCCAAUGAUGUCAUCAAGCCAACGAUGUCAUCAAGCUCCUUCCACGCUGAACCCCCGGGGACACGCCUGGGUGCAGGGUGGCAGCCAGGCCUGGCCCAGAGACCUGUCCUCGGAAGACAGCAGAGCCAUGCUCAGACCGGCCUUCACCGCCGUCCUCCUGCUUUCCAUGGCCCCUCUGCUCACUGCUGACUUUGGCUUCGGAGACCGCCCCCCCUGGAGCAGGCUCAGCUGGGAUGAUCUCCCCCAGGACCCAGAGCCUGGGGGCACGGCGCUGCAGCCCUCCCACCUGCUCUGCCCUCUGCACUGGUUUUGUCCUGCCUUUGCUCAGCUGCAGCUAACGCCGGACUCCCUGGAGCUGUUUUACACCUACAGCCGAGCCCUGUGGCCCUUCUGCGGGGUUUUGCUUGCGUCCUGGCUGUGGCACAAAGUCAGGAGACGGCGGAGACGUGAGAAGGUCUGGACAGCCUUGGUUUCUGUGGGGACCGACUGCCAGGAGUACACGUGCUGCAGCCACGAGGCCCUCUGUCGCCUGACGGACAACACGGCCUUGAUGGGGAGCUACCUGCGGCACCUCCGCCACCUCCACUGGCAGAAGAGCGGGCAGAGACUACACAGGAGGAGGCCAGAGCAGAGUACAAAAAGGAAGAGAAAGGUGGAAGAUGAGCAAGAGGAGGAGAGGCUUAUGUCUGCCUGUCUGUACAACCCCAGCUAAAGCGGGGCUGCGGGCGUGCCGUGAGAUUAAAGGGAAUCGGAGAAGUGUGGAAUGGUUUGGGUUGGAAGGGACCUUACAGAGCAUCUGGCUCCAAUCCCCUGCCAUGGGCAGGGACACCUCCAACCUGACCGGGUUGCUCAAAGCCCCAUCCAGCCUGGCCUUGAACACCUUCUGGGACGGGUAUGCCUUCAUCUGUGUGCUUGGAGGAUGCUGCCCAGGUUUGGGUCAGGUUUUAGGGCUUCGGUUUAAACGUAAGGUUCUUCCUUUUGUCAGCAAUCUACUUAAGACACUCUUGUUUUCCUUGAUGUUCCUGGACAAAUUCAAUUCUAUUAGGCCUU